Messenger RNA from Erigeron canadensis, 1607 nucleotides. RefSeq names its product F-box/kelch-repeat protein At3g61590-like. The transcript has 2 exons. Lineage: Eukaryota; Viridiplantae; Streptophyta; Magnoliopsida; Asterales; Asteraceae. Gene Ontology annotation, molecular function: protein binding. The record is from RefSeq and is a predicted model, not a curated record. The coding region runs from base 210 to 1427 and encodes 405 amino acids.
AGUAACUUUCAUCAGUUUUCUUGAGUUGUUCCUAUCGAAUCGCGAAAUACCCAAGAAAUAGGUUUCUUGUUGGAUUAAUAAGUAAAAAGUUUGUGUUUUUAUGAUGUAAACAGAGAAACCCACCUCGUUUUAAGCAAGUUUGGGUGCCGAUUCAACGUUCGCCUCCUGCUUUCACUGCUCCCAACACCACGGAAUCUUUUAAUCUGACCAUGGAACGAGAUUCAUGGUCUAGUGAUGAGCUUGAUAUUAAACAAAAGGGAACUGGUGUUUUCCUUCCAAACUCGGAACUAAAAGAGACUGCUACAAAUCAAGAAGAGAGCAUUGUCACAAUUGAGAUCCUGCCAGAUGACAUGCACGAGAGAAUCCUAUCCUGCCUCCCUAUAUCAGCAAUAUUCAAAGCUUCUUGUGUAUGUAAGAAAUGGAACCAUAUUAUCCACUCAAAGAAAUUCAUCCUAAAUGAUGCUACUUUCUUGUCAGAAAAACCUUGGUACUUCAUGUUCACUAGCUCGGUUGAGCCUGUGGGAUAUCUUUAUGAUUCGGGUAUGCGAAAAUGGUAUAACUACGAGCUCCCAUUCAUGGUACACCACACGUGGAACAUUGCUCCAUCGCGUGGCCUUGUAUGCUUCAUGGAUGAUGUAACCAACAAAGAGAUCUACAUUUGUAAUCCCAUAACUCGUGAUUAUAAAGUUAUUAAAAACCCACCAUGCGUGGGUUUCCCAGUCUACAGUGCUUUGGCAUUUUCUGUUGACCAGUCAAAGUCAAAAUACACGAUAUCCAUCGUUCGGUCAAUGCAAGCUUCUGAUGAUUUUUUCUUGUGGGAUUUCUCUAUCCAUGUUUACAAUUCAAAUGAUAAUAUUUGGUUACCCCCUAUGAUGGGAGCAAUGAAAAGGUGGAGACCAGGGGAUAUAAGUGUAAUUUGUGAUGACAUUUUGUACGUAUUGGUCUUUUGCACGAUACCUAACGAGGUUCAGAAUUUGCACGGUGUGAUAACUUACAAUCUUGAUAACACUGAACCCUUGACUGGUGUUUUGAAGGAUGAAUCCGUAAUAUCAGCACCUUGUGCGCUUACAUGUGGAAGGUUAAUGAAUGUUCAGAAAAAGCUUGUGCUUGUUGGUGGCAUAGGGAGACCAAAUAGAUCAGGGGUAAUAAAGGGUGUUGGCAUAUGGGUUCUUGAUGGGAGGGUGUGGACAGAAAUGACCAGAAUGCCCCAUAAAUAUGUCCAGGGUUUCGGGGAGUUGGAUGAUGUUUUUGCUAGCACUGGGGGUGGGGAUCUGAUAUACAUACAGAGUUAUGGAGGAACAGCUUUGCUUGUGUAUGAUAUGGAUACUAGGCAGUGGUUUUGGUCUCAUAAGUGUCUGAUGCAUAAGAAGUUUCCGCUUGAAAUCUUUUCAGGAUUUUGCUUUGAACCUCGGCUCCAGUUCAUGUAGUAAUUCAGGUCCGUAAUAAAAUGACAUUGAAAUGGUUUUUUGUUGCUAAGUAGAAAUUGUGUUCUGUUAGGCUCAAUUAUAUUGUCAUGAAAUCCUGAAGUUUGCAGCCAUCAAUAAUAGACACAAUGUUCUGUUUGAUUUUGUGAGAUAUAUGAAAUAGAAAUGGUUUUUUGUUGCUAA